This is a messenger RNA of Pseudophryne corroboree (corroboree frog), 2957 nucleotides long. RefSeq names its product bone morphogenetic protein receptor type 2 (gene BMPR2). Lineage: Eukaryota; Metazoa; Chordata; Amphibia; Anura; Myobatrachidae. The transcript is spliced from 12 exons. Gene Ontology annotation, cellular component: plasma membrane; signaling receptor complex. Gene Ontology annotation, molecular function: ATP binding; transforming growth factor beta receptor activity. Bases 126 to 2957 code for a protein of 943 amino acids. Gene Ontology annotation, biological process: cellular response to growth factor stimulus; BMP signaling pathway; blood vessel development. The record is from RefSeq and is a predicted model, not a curated record.
GGGUUCCUCAGGGUGAACAGACCCCCCCCCCCAUAACCUCUUCCUUGGAAUGAGCAUCAUCUGACGGGAGGACCAUGGAUUAGCAGCCAGGACCCGGCAGACCCUUGCUGAUCUCCUCUCGGACUAUGGCUUCCUAUCAGAGGCUGCUCCUUGUGCUGCUGGGAUUACACUGGGCCCUGGUGCCGGCCCCAGCUGCUGCGGCUCAGAAUGAGGAACGCACGUGCGCCUACAAGGAUCCCAUCCAGCAGGACCACAGUGUUAGCGAGAGCCAGAUCUCCCCAGAGAACGGAACCGUGGAGUGUUCCAAGGGCAGCACCUGCUUUGGACUAUGGGAGAAGACCAGAGACGGGGAAAUCAAUCUGGUCAAACAAGGUUGCUGGUCAUAUAUUGGUGACCCACGGGAUUGUCAUCAUGAGGAAUGCGUAGUGACCACCAACCCACCUCUCAUACAGAAUGGGACUUACCGCUUUUGUUGCUGUAGUGCGGACAUGUGCAAUGUCAACUUCACGGAGAACUUCACACCUCCAGACCCUACGGACACAACGCCCUACAGUCCCACAGGCUGGCAUCGUGAGAUGACGGUGAUAAUUGCUCUGGCUUCGGUGUCGGUCCUGGCGGUGCUCAUUGUCGUCUUCUUCUUUGUAUACCGGAUAUUUGGAGAAGAUCGUAAACAAGGCAUUCACAGUAUGAAUAUGAUGGAAGCGGCGACAUCGGAGCCAUCCCUGGACCUGGACAACCUGAAGCUACUGGAGCUGAUUGGCCGCGGCCGCUACGGCUCCGUGUACAAAGGAUCCCUAGAUGAGCGCUCUGUGGCGGUGAAAGUUUUCUCUUUCAACAAUCGUCAGAAUUUCAUCAAUGAAAGAAGCAUUUACCGCACUCCUCUGCUGGAACACGACAAUAUCGCCCAUUUCAUCGUGGCCGAUGAGCGAGUGACGUCAGAUGGGCGCCUGGAAUAUCUGCUAGUAAUGGAGUACUACGCCAAUGGAUCUCUGUGCAAGUAUCUGAGUGUCCACACUAAUGAUUGGCUCGGCUCCUGCCGUCUGGCACAUUCUGUAACCAGAGGGUUGGCAUACAUGCACACUGAGCUGCUACGCGGAGAGAACUACAAACCGGCUAUUUCCCACCGUGACCUCAACAGCCGCAACGUUCUGGUGAAGAGCGAUGGCUGCUGUGUGAUCAGUGACUUCGGCCUGUCCAUGCGCCUGACGGGAAACAGGCUGGUGAGGCCGGGAGAUGAGGACAACGCCGCUAUCAGUGAGGUUGGCACUAUCCGUUACAUGGCCCCCGAAGUGCUGGAAGGGGCAGUUAACCUCAGGGACUGCGAGUCUGCAUUGAAACAAGUGGACAUGUAUUCUGUGGGUCUGAUCUAUUGGGAGAUCUUCAUGCGAUGCACCGACCUCUUUCCUGGGGAAUCUGUGCCCGAGUAUCAGAUGGCAUUCCAGGUUGAGGCCGGCAAUCACCCUACAUUUGAAGACAUGCAAGUAUUGGUAUCCAGAGAGAAGCAGCGACCGAAGUUCCCCGAGGCCUGGAAAGAGAACAGCCUGGCUGUGAGGUCGCUAAAAGAGACGAUUGAUGAUUGCUGGGAUCAGGACGCGGAGGCCCGACUGACUGCGCAGUGCGCUGAGGAGAGAAUGGCUGAACUGAUGAUGAUCUGGGAGAGGAACAAGUCCGUGAGUCCAACCAUCAACCCAACAUCUACUGCGGUGCAGAAUGAGCGUAAUCUGUCACAGAGCCGUCGUGUACCAAAGAUUGGGCCGUACCCGGAUUAUUCAUCCUCCUCCUUUAUAGAAGACUCUGUGCACAACCCAGACAGUAUCCUGAAGAACAUCUCAUCUGAGACCUCCAUGUCCAGUACUCCCUUGGUGGCUGGAGAGAAGAACCGCAACUCCAUCAAUUAUGAGCGGCAGCAGGCCCAGGCUCGCCUCCCCAGCCCUGAGACCAGUGUGACCAGUUUGUCCACCAACACUACCACUACAAACACUACAGGGCUCACACCAAGCACUGGCAUGACCACAAUAUCUGAGGUCCAGUACUCGGAUGAAGGCGUGCACAGCAUGCAGUCUAUGGGGCCCACUCCUGUCUGUCUGCAGCUGACGGAGGAAGACUUGGAGACCAACAAGUUGGAUCCAAAGGAGGUUGAUAAGAACUUGAAGGAAAGCUCAGAUGAGAACCUUAUGGAACACUCCCUCAAACAGUUCAGUGGGCCCGAUCCUCUCAGCAGCACCACCUCCAGCCUCUUCUACCCAUUAAUAAAGCUAGCAGUGGAGUCUACGGGGCAGCCAGACGCUUCCUUAGUACAGGACGUCCUCCCAGGCCAGCACUAUCCUCUCCCUAAGCAGCAGAACCUUCCCAAGAGGCCGACUAGCCUACCACUCAACACCAAGAACUCCGCCAAGGAGUCCAGGCUGAAAUUUGGCAGCAAGCACAAAUCUAACUUGAAGCAAGUUGAGACAGGAGUAGCCAAAAUGAACACCGUGAGCGCAGCGGAACCUCAUGUGGUGACCGUUACCACAACAGCGGUAGCGGGCAGGACAGGCUAUGUGAACUCUCAGGGUCCCACAGCCCAGCAUUCUAACACAGCUGUAGGCCCCAGUGCCAACUCUAUGGCCCAGAGGGCCCAGGAAAUGCUGCAGAAUCAGUUCAGAGGGGAGGAUAGCCGCCUGAACAUCAAUUCCAGCCCUGAUGAGAAUGAGCCGCUGCUGAGACGGGAGCAGCAGGCCGGGCAAGAUGAGUCUGUGCUAGACCGACUGGCGGAAAGGAGGGAUCUCCCGGCGGAGGGCAGUAGGGUAAACUCCAACAACAAUAACAACAGCGGCCAAGCGGCUCUGCAAGACCCAGGAACACAGAUUGCCCCCGUAGCGACCCGGCCGCACCAGAGCCGGAGGGCACAGAGGCCAAACUCUCUGGACUUAUCCAGCUCCAGUAUUAUGGAUAACUGCAACACGCUCAGUAAGUGA